Pseudophryne corroboree (corroboree frog) is the source of this 4613-nucleotide messenger RNA. RefSeq names its product egl-9 family hypoxia inducible factor 1 (gene EGLN1). Gene Ontology annotation, molecular function: ferrous iron binding; L-ascorbic acid binding; peptidyl-proline 4-dioxygenase activity. Bases 423 to 1655 code for a protein of 410 amino acids. Gene Ontology annotation, cellular component: cytoplasm; nucleus. The transcript has 5 exons. The record is from RefSeq and is a predicted model, not a curated record. NCBI's taxonomy places the organism in Eukaryota, Metazoa, Chordata, Amphibia, Anura, Myobatrachidae. Gene Ontology annotation, biological process: peptidyl-proline hydroxylation to 4-hydroxy-L-proline; cellular response to hypoxia.
CGUUUCAUAAUGGGGCGGUCACAUGGUUCAAAGAUCGGGAGCUGGUCACAUGACUUUGAUGUCAUCAAAAGGUCUUCGCUGGUAGUACUGGGGCAGAUCUAGCAACAAGGGGGGUCCCAUCACGGGUAAUGGCCCCGGGCAGUGACCCCAGCACAGAAAGUCCCCGGCCCGUACAGCCAGCAGCAGAGCAUUAAUACGGAACCCGGUCUACUCCUAUGUGCAGCGCCCGUACCUUGAUAUGAGCUACGCUCCGAGCCUGGCGGAGUGACAGGCAGCAGCACACGUGUGCGGCCGCUGCUGGGGUGACGCAGCCGGAUCGCUGCUCCCAGUAUCCGCAUAGCGGCCAGCAGCGGGGCGCUACUCUCUCCUUACCCGCACAGCGACCUGCCGUUUCGGGCAGCGGGGGAGAAGGAGCGGUCGUCAUGGCCGGAGGAGGUGGCCCGGCCGGGGAGGGCAGCAGCCAGAGUGACCAGCAAUACUGCGAGCUGUGCGGCAAGAUGGAGAACCUGCUGCGCUGCGGCCGCUGCCGGAGUUCCUUCUACUGCAGCAAAGAGCACCAGCGGCAGGACUGGAAGAAGCACAAGUUGGUGUGCAAGGGACCCGCGGCCGGGGACAGCCCCGCCGCCCGCAGCAGCAGCACCACCGGUGACAGCCCGCAGCCGGCUCCCGCACACACAGACUCACACGGGGACUCGCACUCCCCGCUCCCGAAACCGUCGGGCGCCGAGACUGCUGUGACCGCAGGAGCCGCCCCGAGCAGGCCGGACGCGGCAGCGGUGCCUGCAGGCCCCGACACCAAGCAGCGGGAGGUGGUGGUCGGCGGAGCCACCCUGAGGGCGAUAAAGGAGGAAGACUAUACCCAGACGUCGGGCGAGGCAGGGGGCAGCAGCGCCGCCAGGAGGGGGGUGGCGGGGAGGCCCAACGGGCACACCAAGCCGCUGCUGCAGAAGCUGGCUCAGGAGUACAUCAUCCCCUGCAUGAACAAGCACGGCAUCUGUGUGCUGGACGACUUCCUGGGCCCGGAGGUGGGGGAGAGGAUCGCCGGCGAGGUGCGGGCCCUGCACAGCACGGGGCGCUUCACAGACGGCCAGCUGGUCAGCCAGAAGAGCGACUCCUCCCGGGACAUCCGCGGGGACCAGAUCACCUGGGUGGAGGGCAAGGAGGCGGGCUGCAAGACCAUCGGCCACCUGAUGAACAGCAUGGACGAUCUGAUCCGCCACUGCGGGGGCAAGCUGGGCAACUUCAGGAUAAACGGCAGAACCAAGGCGAUGGUGGCUUGUUACCCGGGCAAAGGAACUGGCUAUGUGCGACAUGUUGACAACCCUAAUGCAGAUGGAAGAUGUGUUACUUGUAUAUACUAUUUGAAUGCUAACUGGGAUGCAAAGGUAAAUGGAGGUGUGUUGAGAAUUUUCCCUGAAGGCAAGUCUCAGUUUGCUGAUAUUGAACCAAAAUUUGAUAGACUAUUGUUUUUUUGGUCGGAUCGUCGCAACCCUCAUGAAGUUCAGCCCGCCUUUGCUACAAGGUACGCAAUAACUGUCUGGUAUUUUGAUGCAGACGAAAGAGCACGGGCUAAAGAAAAGUAUCAAACAGGUGAAAAGUCUGUGAGAAUUGAGCUGAACAAGUCAUCUGAUGAAGUUGUGAAAGAAGUCUGCUGAAAGAUCUGAACCAGCAGUGCUUCUAGUUACUUUUUAUAUGUAUAAAGUAUAUGUCCUGAUAACAGUGUAUGCUGAGUCUGGGCUGUAUUAUGUUGUGAAUGUAAAUAAUGAUAAAAGUAUAUGUAUGAUUCUAUAAUAUGAUGUACCAAAUCAGUAAACAUAGAAUUAUUCACUGGUCUGCUGCACAUAGACCAGUGUUGCCAAUGCUUUUAUGAAACGGGACUCUUGUAUGAAAUGUUUGGGGUUUUUUUUUUGUUUGUUUUUUACGAAUUAUCCUCCUGAAAGUAACUCUAAAAUCUAUUUGUACCCAUUUGUUUUGUUAUAAGGUACACAUUAAGGUAAAAUGCCUUGUGAUGAUUUGAAACCUAGAGUAGACUUUUUAAUACAAAAAUGUAAACUCUGCUUAAAUGUCUUAACACCCCGGCAUAAAGGUUAAGAUGGGUACUCACCCUAAGAUUCUCUGUCCAAUCCGGCUGCUUGGAAUGAAAAACUAGUAAUGUAUAGAUAGGAGCAAAUGGCAAUCAACCCAUUUGCUCCCAAACACUGAAACUGACAAAACCGAUCGUUCGAAUAAGUUUGAUUCAACCAAUUUAUCCGAUGUUUAGGAGCAAAUGAUCGAUUGUUAUUUUGCUUACAUACAUUACCAGGUUUUUUUGUUCCAGCCAGAUUGGACAGAAUCUUGGAGUCUUUACCCAGCUUUGCAUCUACUUUAUGAUAGUGCAGUGGUUCUCAAACUCGGUCCCCAGGACCCCACACAGUGCAUGUUUUGCAGGUGCACAGGUGUAUUAAUUACUCGGUGACACAUUUUAAAACGUCCACAGGUGGAGCCAGUUAUUUCACUUGCGAUUCUGUGAGGAGACCUGCAAAACAUGUACUGUGUGGGGUCCUGAAGACCGAGUUUGAGGACCUGUGUGAUAGUGUGUUCAGAUUGUGGUAAUGGAAUAUUGAGGUUACAUGAUCAAAAAAGCACUAAUAAUGACACCAUUUCAUAGCCCUAUGGUGUUUAGCAGACAGUGCACUGCAAGAUCUGUAAAAUAGGCAUAUGGGGAAAUGCAUUUAAUAGUUACAGCAAAUGUACAUUUGCUGACAGGCCUCAAAUAACUUUAAAAUUUAAAAUGGUAUAUACUACAUUUAUAAGAGCAGUUUGGAAAGUGGAUGGAUAUUGCAGAUUGUGAAUAGUUGCUGUACUCACUUUAAGCAUAGAGCAUAUGUAAAUAGUCCUUUUUAGAGUAAAUGAAUUGACUUGCUGUUUAAAACUAUUGGUCCUUUAGUGUCAUGACAUAGUACAAAGAUUAUUUCUUUGUCUGCUAGGUAGUAAUGUAAGGGCAUAGUUCUUGAGCCAUUGAUGAUGAAGAAUGCUAGAAUGAAAUGUGCAUAUAAACUUGAAGUGCCUGUGCUGAACUCCUUUUAAUAACUUUUUAUUACAAAAUGCAUUAUUUUAAAUUAUUGAUAUUUUCUUCAGUUUGUUGAAUUGCUAAUGUUAUUCUUUGGUCUAAUUCUGCAUAUUACCUGGUUUUUAUCUAGUUGCAGUACUUUUGUAGUAAAAUACACUUUAUUAAUGAAAUCUAAUGCAAUGCUGGCCACGCUUCAACACUGCAACCAAAGUCAUGUGCUUAGUAUGGCAGCAUUUUCAGCUUCUACACUGCAAAGAUCCCUAAUAAUAUUGCAAUUUGAAUCUAUUAAAUCCUUAUCAAUCAGGUUUUUCAGACAGAUGGAUGACCACGUACUGUUAAUGGCCUGUCAUGGAAACUGGCAGGCCGCAGUCACAUUUGAAGUGUGUGGCCAAAGUGGAUGUUUGUAAAAUUGUCUGGUGUUCAUGCAAGUGGCAGAAUCAGACCACGUAUUUGUAUUGCAAUAGAUAAUCCCCUUUUUAAUAGAAAAUAGUUGAACAUUUAACUUUUUUUUUUUUUUUUUUAACUUAACACUUAUAUAGCACGCACACAACUGCAGCGCUUUAAAGACAAUAUUUUGUAAGAAGUGUCAAAUUUAUUACAACCAGUGCUGUUUUACACCAUGAACUUUGGUAUGCAAGAAAGCAGAUAAAAUAGAGAAAAUCAUUUUUCUCUGUUAUUGGUAAAGAUUUAACAAUUUUGCCAUCACCAUACAAAAGUAAAACAAUUAUUCAGAUGUUGUUAAAAAUAUUUAGCGCACUUUUGUGUACAUCCCUUUUUGGUGGUCUGGGCUGCAUAUGAGAUCUUGUAAUGUUUGUGAGAUCUUGCACAUGCACAGUGGGGCCAGCCUGGAGGCAAGACACUGCCCAUAGGCACUAGACUGAUGCACUAUUGGUGGUAGGUGGAUCGCCAGAUGGGAAACAUUUCUGUCGUCCUACUCUGGUGGCCGAGAUGUACAUCUCAACGUUAUUGCUUCAAUAAGAGGCGAAACAGGAAGACCUAUGCUGCUAUAGUACUGUACAUCUUCUUCUCUCUGUCCCAGCUGAGCUCACAAUCCAUUUUCCCUAUUGCAUGGACACAUACAAACUAGAGUUAAUUUGGAGGAAACCUACUUACUACAAACUCCAAACAGGGGGCCCUAUUUGAAGUCAUGCCAUUGACCAAUGUAUGGUAGCCGUGCUAAUCAUGUGAACGGUGGUGUUUGCUUGCACCUGUAAGAAUAAAAUAAGUCUGAAAAAAUAGUCCUUCAAUCUACAACAUUCUAUUUUUUUGUUUCUGAAAAUUGUUCCCGAUAUAAUCACCACUUUGUGUUUUACUCUAUAUUACCAUCCCAGUAUUAAUUUUUUUUUCUAUAGGUUACUUUCAACCAGAAUUACUAAUUUUGUGGUCUACCAAGAUACUUUUAAAGUUUCUUGUUUUUCCGGGACAACUUGUACUUCCCUUUGGUAACAAAGUGUUACAUCUUUUUACUUUUGUAUUAUACUGUAAAUGUACAAAAAGGAGAGAAAUGCUCUUACCUGUCAUUUUUACUGUAACCCCACAAAUAUAUUAAAUUCAUUCUACAGCA